AUGAACCAGAUUACAACCGUGACGAAGUUACAACGCGUACUCUUCCUUCUUGUAUCACACAUUCUCUUCGUGUCAUCACAGAACGAAAAUAUUAGCGAGUUGUGGCCGGAAGGAGAACUCAAUUGUUUGCAAGGCUUUCGUCAGUACAACCCGAUUACACAAAAGAAAAUAUACCAUGUCGGUGUUCAUGCCUCUGCGGGUAUUGAAACUGCCAAACGAGAGUUCAACCUUACUUUUGAAGAAUACUUGAAUGAAGCUGUGGGAAAGAGGUGGGAUCCUCCAAUCGAGUUCAAGAUGAAAAUCACGGACGAUUCCAUUCGAGACUGGCUUGACAAUAAAGAAGACGUCGAUUUCAUGUACACGGACACCGGCAUCUACUCAUGUAUUGGUGUCGAGAUUGGGGCGAAACCGAUUGCGACCACUGUUGCCAGGUUGGAGUCUCGAGGACGGAACUACGAGCUCGAUAUCUUCGCGGGUACAAUGAUGGUCCUGGCUGACAACGAUGACAUUGGCAGUAUUGAAGAUCUGAAGGGCAAAGUGAUUGGGGCGCAAGCCUUUUCUGACUUUGCCGGAGCACAGGCACAGUUCUACAUGAUGCAGAAAGAAGGAAUCAAUCCCCUGAUUGAUGCCAAACAGGUCAUAUUCACAGGUAACAACGAAGAUACGAUACAAGGUAUUCUUGACGGAAGAUGGGACGUUGGAUUUGUUCGAACCGGGCAAGUGGAGCGAACCAUGGAUCCAUCCACUGGCCAAUUGGUCGAUCCAAGUCUUGUAAAGGUGAUUGCUCCGAGAAUCCAUAUCAUGGAUGGUGGCGAGCUCUUUCCAUUUCUGCAUUCGACACCCGUUUUUCCCGAGUGGCCAUUUGCUGCCAAGGAUACCGUGGACCAUAUCGUUGCAGAAGAAGUCGGUGAUGCACUGAUGGCUCUCAAUAAACAUGCAACUAUUGGCCAACUGAUUGUCGAGUGUCAAGAAGCAGCAACAACACAAGCGGAAAGAAACAUUUGCGAUACUUCACCACCAGAGUAUUUCGACCCAAAUGCAAGAUGUGAUACCUCGAGAGAACUUGCCACUCUGGCAUACAAUGCAGGGUUGGCAGGGUUUCAUGGCGGGUUCCACUCGCCGAGGUCUCACUUCCAUGUCCGAACGAUGCAACAAGACGGUGGCUUCAUCAUUCAGGACGCUAAAGGGAACUCGCGUUGCGAACGCAACUCCAAGUAUUACAAUGGUAUCAUUUGUCCCGACGGAUAUUAUAAGGUCUCGGAAGACAUCUUCGAUACACAGUGCCAAGCCAAAGGGCUCUCUUGUCAGGAUGGAUACUCAUGCUACUGCCAACCAUGCAUCCAGGCGUUCGAUGUUAACGUAUUUCCGUGGAAGAGCGAAGAUGAAUCAUCUAAUUUCAGUCAAGAAUCUGGAUGCUAUAAAAUGAGUCUCUGUGGGGUCGUCCAACAAAGAAAAACUGCAGUCUUUCGGGCCUUUGACAAUCUUCGACGUACAAAUGCAACGAUGGCAGUCAAAAGCCAUGUGGGCGAUUUGGAAACACAUAUUUUGACACGCGAAGUCGAGCCCUUCCUCUAUGAAUUCGAAUUUUCUCAACCGAAUACUGGUGUUAGCAUUCUGGAGAUCUUUGUCGAUGAGGAGCAGAUUCCAGAGUCCCCUAUUCAGGUACAGGUCGUCGAUCGUGAUUGUGAAGCUGCAUACCCUGGCGAAAACAGGAUUCCGGAUGCUCUCGGCGAAUGUGUUUGCCCUUCAGGUACAGUGGAGAUCGAUGGAGUGUGUACUUCCAACGAUGCUCAUGAAGUCAGCGUGUACCCCUGGGUGGUCGAUGGCGAGCAUACCUCAAUGAAGAUCACUCAUCAAUCUGGUUGUCGGAAAAUGAAUCUCUGCGGAGCUGUACCACAGACAAAAGAGAUAAGAUUCAAAGCACAAGACAACAGAAAGCGGAACAAUGCUACCGUCACAGCUCUGAUGCAUAUUGGCCAAGAGGAACGGUUCUUGUCUGUGAUCGAAACGGAUUCAUACUCGUACGAGUUUGGGCUCAGUCACAAUGAAAGAGGAGUGGCCAUCUUGGAGAUCUUUGUGGAUGAAGUUCAAAUUCCGGAUUCUCCCAUUCGGGUGGAGAUCACCAGCAGAGACUGCAACACUGAUUUCCCUGGACAGCGUAUGAUUCCGAGUGAUCUUGGUGUCUGUGAGUGUUCAGAUAGCACCAUUAUGAUUGGAGAAGAAUGCGUGCCCCUUGGUACAUUUACUGCCAUCAUGGCAGCCAUUGGAGGACUUAUUGGCUUCUUAAUCGUCUAUUGCUACCUCGGAUACCGAAGAAAGAAGAGCGACGAGGUAUGGCACGUCAAUCCAGAAGAGUUGGACUUUAGUCAUCCUGUCGAAGUAAUUGGUCAGGGCGCAUUUGGUGUCGUGAUUGCUGCAGAAUAUCGAGGAACCCGAGUGGCCAUCAAGCGUGUUAUCCCUCAACAAGACGUCGCGAGGACCCGAGCUGGCUCUCUGCCAAGCGUAGCUGGUAGCGUGGUUUCUGGUUCAAUUGUUUCUCAGGAUGGCCCAGGCGAUGUGGAAACUGGAGCAGAUAGUCCAAAGACUACUACAAUGAGCGACAGUCGAGAAUCGGCACUAAGUGACUCAAAUCUAUCAGACUUAUUAGCUAUGCCAUUUGAUCGAAAGAAGUCGCGACUUUCAAAGUGGUUACCAUUCCAGGAUUCAAUGAGUCGAUCCAAACUGACCAUACUAGGCAAUGCAUCCGGGGGAUCCACAACCCACAAGUCUCUGCGUUCUAGAUUGUUUUUCAGAUGUGACGAGACAUACCAACGACAGCAAGAGUUCAAAGCGGAGAUGCGUUUGCUAUCGAGACUCCGUCAUCCUUGUAUUACAACAGUGAUGGGUGCCGUCAUGGCUGGCGACUCCCCCAUGAUGGUAAUGGAAUGCAUGGAAAAUGGAUCGCUCUACGAUCUCUUGCGAAAUGAGACAUUGUAUACUGGAGGCGAGAUCAUCAUGCAAAUCGUUAGAGACGUUGCCCAAGGUCUUCGCUUUCUGCACGCAUCCAAGCCUCCAAUAUUGCAUCGCGAUUUGAAGGCUAAGAAUAUCCUCAUCGACUCUCGGUUCCGUGCUAAGGUUGCAGACUUUGGCUUGUCCACAAAGAAUAAAAAAAGUCUCUCUGGCACGCCGUUCUGGAUGGCUCCGGAAUACAUUCUAGGCAAGACGGAAUACACACCUUCAUGUGAUAUCUACGCCUUCGGUAUGAUCAUCUACGAGAUCUACAGUCGCAAGAUCCCAUAUGAAGGUCAAAACCCACGAAAAGUCUUACACAAGGUUUGCGAUCCUCGAAUCAACUAUCGACCGCAAGUCCCAGAUACAUGCCCCAAGCGGAUGACGGAGAUCAUGAAGAAAUGUUGGAGUAGUAACACUCGAUUCCGUCCAGAGUCCAAAGAUCUGGACAUGAUCUUCGCCGACAUGAGCUCCCACGAUGCGGAACCAUUGAUCGAUCAAAAUAACACUCGUCUCCGAACAGAAGUAGCUGCUGGUGAUAUGUUGUAUCAGGUGUUCCCAAAGAAGGUCGCUGACCAGCUCAAACUCGGCCAGAAGGUGGAGCCGGAGACCCACAACAAUGUGACAGUCUUUUUCAGCGACAUUGUUCGAUUCACCGAUAUUUCACGUUCACUUGCAGCAGUCAAAGUUUGCGAUAUGUUGGAUCGUUUGUAUCUUGCAUUUGAUGCUUUGGCAAAUAAGCACGAAGUAUUCAAAGUCGAGACCAUUGGUGAUGCCUGGGUUGGAGUGACAAACUUGGAAGAGAACCAAAACUCUACCCAUGCGAAGCGCAUCGCUGAGUUCGCCAUUGACGCAGUUGCGGCAGCCAACAACGUCCUGAUUGACGUUGACGAUCCAUCUGCAGGGUGUAUACACAUUCGAGUAGGUUUCCAUUCGGGUCCAGUUGUCAGUAAUGUGAUUGGGUCGCUGAAUCCUCGAUACGCUCUGUUUGGAGAUACCAUGAAUACAGCAUCUCGAAUGGAGAGUCUCUCAACUAGCGAUCGGAUCCAAUGCAGUGAGGCCUCGGCUCGAAUCUUGAAAGAGCAGGCGCCCGAUUUUCCAAUGCGACGUCGUGGUAAGGUAGCCGUGAAAGGAAAAGGACACAUGGUUGCCUAUUGGAUCGGUUCUGAACCAAAGCGCGAAAGGAGUCCAAGCCGUCCGAAAGGCUUUGAUGAUAAACCCAUAGUCGAAUUUGAGGCAGACGAAGAGGAGAGGGGGAAGCGUAGAAUAUUCCGCAAACGCAAACCCAAAAGAGUUAAUAUGGCGGGUGAAAUGGAAGAGGACCCAUCGAACUCGGCCCCCAGCAUAUUGCGAAAAUCAGUAAUGAAAGGGAGAGACAAUGCUCAACCUCUCAGUUUGUCUUCACGGACAGCAUCCUUUUCUUCGCAAUAG
This is a messenger RNA of Cylindrotheca closterium, 4419 nucleotides long. The record is from the annotation of a GenBank genome assembly. NCBI's taxonomy places the organism in Eukaryota, Bacillariophyta, Bacillariophyceae, Bacillariales, Bacillariaceae.